CAGCCUGUAUUAACCGCGAGUGAGAAUCAAGUUUGAUUGUUUUCGUCGAUUUUGGAAUUAAAGAGUAUGGCUGAAUCAAACGAGUGCUGAACAGGCAUGUGGACAGUGAAAAUUGGACUUUAAUGGCGGACAUAGUGGCCACCAGUUAGAGAAAACCUGGAAUUCGUGGAAAAAUCAUGGAAUUUGAUUGGCCAGGGAAAUUCUGAGAUACGCCAAGGAGUUUUUAUGAAAGUUAUUCCUAAUUGACGAAAUUUCAUGAAAUUCAUAUAAAAGAAUUCCACAAGAUUGCAAUCAAAUCUCCAAGAUUUCAAGAGCUGUUAUGAAAAAUUAAGGUAAAUCAUUCCGUUGAAGAUUAUGGACUUUUUCAAAUCACUGCGUCAACGUGCAUCGGAUUUUGCACAUGAAGUUGCAUCACCGCCAGAAAGAAAGGUCACAAGGGAUGACAUCGGGGUUCCCCCUGGUUCACCCACGAACUCGACAAAUGCAAGUGCGAAGGCGAGUACUAGCUCAAACAGUGGUUCGCCUACAGCGCGAUGUCAAAUCCCUUCGUCCUCUGGAAGAAAUGGUCAAUACUCAAAGCAAGGAACGCUGACUAUAGUACGCCGCAGCUCUGGAAAGACUAGAACGAGCGUUAGUGAGAGUUUCGAGAGUUCUACACUAGCAGAAAAUCCCGAAUCUUUCCUGCGAAGCCAUUCGGAUGAACUCGAUGAAGUUCUUGACAAUGUCGAUCUCACGACUGAAUCCCUGCCCGCCGUCGAUACUCCAGACGCUUGCGAUAAAGCUGCCCUCAGGUUACGUUGUCUCUUACGGCAAUUAAAGCGCGGCGAAAUUUCGGCUGAUCUUCUUCAACGAAAUCUGCAUUACGCAGCUCGUGUUCUCGAAACUGUCUUCAUCGAUGAAACCAAGGUGAGCUCAGGGGUUCAUGAGAGCUCGCGUUCGUCGCGUAGGGCGGCUGGUGUGACUUCGGCGACGUCAACGACAACCCCACCACCGGGCGGCUCCGACUCCGAUGGACCUGAAAACCAUGCGGUGGCGACCCAGAAGCGGAGGCUUCACACCCCCGUGUGGGCAAGAGAUGCUGAAAGUUCGGAGACAGCCGCCACUGGCCAUCUGGGUGUACGCCGUAGGCGAUUGGCCGAUGAAGACGAUGAAUUAUCGGAAGUUCAACCAGAUGCUGUGCCACCGGAAGUACGCGAAUGGCUGGCUUCGACUUUCACAAGACAGUUAGCCACUACUAGGCGCAAAGCAGACGAAAAACCAAAAUUUCGUUCUGUUGCUCACGCUAUCAGGGCUGGGAUCUUUGUCGACCGGAUAUACAGAAGAGUUACCAAUACAGCUCUUAUGAAAUUCCCAGUCGAAGUAGUAAAGGUUCUUAAGACUCUGGAUGACUGGUCUUUUGACGUAUUUUCUCUAAACGACGCUGCUCAAGGAGCACCUUUGAAGUACCUGGGCUACGACCUUUUGAAUCGUUAUGGAAUGAUCCACAAGUUUAAAGUGCCUCCAGCGAUUCUCGAAAGCUUUUUGGGUCGAGUUGAAGAAGGAUAUUGCAGAUAUAGAAACCCUUACCAUAAUAAUCUUCAUGCGGCUGAUGUAGCCCAAACAAUGCAUUACGUUUUAUGUCAAACAGGUUUGAUGAACUGGUUGACUGAUCUAGAGAUAUUUGCGACCCUGGUGGCUGCUCUAAUUCAUGAUUAUGAGCAUACAGGUACCACGAACAAUUUCCAUGUGAUGUCCGGAAGUGACACGGCGAUCCUAUACAACGAUCGUGCGGUUUUGGAAAAUCACCACAUUUCGGCGAGCUUCCGAAUACUCCGUGAAAAUGAUUGCAAUAUUCUACAAAACCUAUCUCGAGAUGAAUUUCGAGAGUUUAGAACAUUGAUUAUCGACAUGGUACUCGCAACCGACAUGAGCUUUCAUUUCCAACAACUAAAGAACAUGAAAAAUCUACUUAGUCUUGCAGAGUCGAGUAUCGACAAAAGCAAAGCUGUGAGUCUUGUUCUUCAUUGCUGUGACAUCUCACAUCCUGCCAAGAGAUGGGAACUUCACCACAGAUGGACGAUGGAGCUUUUGGAGGAAUUCUUCAGGCAAGGUGACAUGGAGAGAGAACUUGGUUUGCCGUUUUCUCCACUUUGCGACCGUAAUAACACUUUAGUGGCAGAGUCUCAAAUAGGCUUUAUAGAGUUUAUUGUUGAACCAAGUAUGCAAGUUUGCAGUGACAUGUUGGAGAAUAUUCUUGCCCCUUCGAACUCUAAGGAAAAUGUAGAUGAAUCUACAAAUGCUGGGACAGUAUCGCACGAAAAAAGAUUCCAUAUUCUGAAACCUUGGUCACAAUGUCUUGCUGAUAACAAGAGGAUAUGGAAGGAUCAAGCCGAAAAAGAUGCAAAAAUUCGAGCGCAAAAGGAACAACAAGAGCUAAAAUUCAGUGAAGAACGUGGAAAUGCAGGAAAUACUCAACCUUCCGCAGAAUAAUUCGUUUGGAUUUUAACAUAAUGUCAUUUUUGUAAAAACUCAACGUCCAUGAACAUGUAACACAGUACACUCCAAGUAUCUGCCCGAAUAACAGGGCUGUAGUUUAAUUUAAUUCCAAGAUACAGUAACUAAUAGCGCAUUUGUUUACCCUGCACUGGUGUACUCCAAGAGCACUCCGAUCGCUCCUUCUUUCUUCUUCCUUCUCACUCCGACCUGCUCCGGUGCAGAUCGGAGUGCGCGUAAAAUUCGUGUGGCACAGAUCGAAAACAUUCUAAGACGGCAGAUACCGAGAGUGUAUUCUCACAAUAGGUUAUUAAUUCUGAACGUACAAUAUGAUUUUUAAGUCCAUAAACUGCAAUACAUUGAUAAAAAUCAAAAGAAAACAUUAGGAUAGUAUAAAUAUACUUCCGAAAUGUGUCCUGAUUAAUUUUUGUAAGUUAUGAAUUUAAUUUUUAUUACGAUAAGGAUUUUAAGAGAUUGCCGUUUUAAUUAUAUUAUACGUUCAGUAUCUCUUUUCAACUAUAAUAUAUGAAUGGCACAAUAGAGAUACUUGAUUUUGUUAGCCUACUGAUUGAAGAGAGAAACAACAUUCAAGCAUGAAGAAAUUUAUUUUUAGAAUUGUAGAAGAGAAUGUAAAAAUAUUAGUGAAAAUUUAUAGUGAA
Molecule: messenger RNA, 3131 nt
Organism: Belonocnema kinseyi
Lineage: Eukaryota; Metazoa; Arthropoda; Insecta; Hymenoptera; Cynipidae
Product: calcium/calmodulin-dependent 3',5'-cyclic nucleotide phosphodiesterase 1-like
Exons: 17
Coding region: 355-2469 (704 amino acids)
Biological process (GO): signal transduction
Molecular function (GO): 3',5'-cyclic-AMP phosphodiesterase activity
Source: RefSeq, a predicted model, not a curated record